Messenger RNA from Cutaneotrichosporon cavernicola, 756 nucleotides. RefSeq lists its product as uncharacterized. Lineage: Eukaryota; Fungi; Basidiomycota; Tremellomycetes; Trichosporonales; Trichosporonaceae. Gene Ontology annotation, cellular component: cytoplasm; eukaryotic translation initiation factor 3 complex. Gene Ontology annotation, biological process: regulation of translational initiation. The coding region runs from base 1 to 756 and encodes 251 amino acids. The transcript has 5 exons. Gene Ontology annotation, molecular function: ribosome binding; translation initiation factor activity. The record is from RefSeq and is a predicted model, not a curated record.
AUGUCCCCGGUCCCCGUUCAGAACCUCAAGGAGUGGCACACGCCGAGCUCGCGUACCGAAGUCAUUCACGAGCUCAUCAAUGGCGUCGACAGGUAUAACCCUUCCAACCUGAGCUUCAUGGAGGAGUACCUCCAGAGCCAGGUCGCGAGCGGCGAGUACGACCUGCUUGCGAACCUCGCGAUUCUUAAGCUCUACCAGUUCAACCCCCAGCUCUCCAACCCCGACGUCAUCCUCAACAUCCUCAUCAAGGCGCUGAGCGCCACCGUCCAUGGCCCUGACUUCAACGUCUGUCUCGCGCUGCUCCGCGAGCCCGCUGCGAUCGUGCACGACAUUGACAGCGACGACGAGAGCCUCAUCAUCGCCAUGCCCUUUCUCCAGGGCCUGCACGACCUUGUCCGCGCGUGCCAGUUCACGAAGUUCUGGGCUGAGUUCAACGGCUCCAGCGAGGCCGCACAGCUCCUCCGUUCCAAUCCCAACUAUUUCCCCGCGCACGCCGGCGUCUUGUCCAAGUUCCGCACCGAGUUUGCCUCCUCCAUCGCCGCGUCCUUCUCCCGCGUCCGCCUCGCCCAGCUCGCUCGCUGGCUCGACAUCAAGCCCGCCGACGUGCCGGCCUGGUGCGCCGAGGCUGGGUGGAGCGUUGACGGCGAGCUCGCCGUCGUCCCCGAGAACGGCGACAACAACGUCAAGGCUGGUGUCGUUAAGGAGAACGUGCAGCUCAAGCAGCUCACCAAGCUCGUUGCGGCGGCUGCGUUCUAG